Messenger RNA from Anisakis simplex (herring worm), 354 nucleotides. NCBI's taxonomy places the organism in Eukaryota, Metazoa, Nematoda, Chromadorea, Rhabditida, Anisakidae. The record is from the annotation of a GenBank genome assembly.
AUGUUAGGAUUAUUAUACGUUCAUAUCGCUUUCUACUUCACGAUCACUCCUGAUAGCACUUUGACGGCCGAAUGGCAUGGUUGGCUCAAACUUGUUCAGCAAUCGAGUGAGAUUCUAGUGAAGAAUUUGGUACGAAUGGGUCGAGGAAAAGAGCUGAUAAAGGAAAAGACAGAAGAGCAAUUAGAAUGUGCAUUCGACGAGUAUCCUGCAGAAUGUGGCUGCUGGAGUUGUAGUGAGAGUGAUUAUAAAAACAGUUCACAAGACUGUUUGUAUUAUACGGGUACACAUUUAAUCUGGAAUGAUGUGGUGGCACAUCGAUUCUCUCUUUGUUUGUAUGCUGAUCUGCUCAAGUGA